ACACGCCUUAGAUGUAUAGCUAGCUUGAACAAAGCGAUCCGUGCUAGUAUACAGAUUGUUCCUUCAAUAACUUCUAUCGUUCUUUGUGUACCAUUACUUCAUAGAAAAACCUGUAUUUUAUCCCCGAACUGUUCCAAAUAAUCUAGUGGUUUUGUAUUCUUAUAAACUCUAAUACCAUACCGAUUACACUCCUAAUUUAGAAAAGCACAUCAGUUUGGUUGAUGAUCCGUGCAAGGGUUCUACACACAUACAGCCCAGUCAAAAUACUGAAAUAAAAACUCAAAUAUGUCAACAACAAUACCGAAGAAAACUCCAGAUGUUGUAAAGAAGGAAAAUAGUAUAUAUUAAUGGAACAGAAAAUCUAGCUAAGUAGCACAAAGUUAUAAACAAACUCAAAUCCUCAAAACUACUCGGGCAAGUUUAGGUUACAUAAAUCAUUUGUGAACAUUAAAUAAAAUAAAGCUAUAUUUAUCAUACAUGUACUAUUUGAGGUCUUCUUGAAGUUUCUAGUGUUUUUUAGAAAACUUAAAAUUUUCUAUUAAUGUUUUUUUAUUCCGGCUUGUUUUUUUUGAAAUUCCUAGCAUAUCAUUUUUUUGAAUUUACGGAUUUAAUAUAUUUAAUAUGUGAGUACUAAUCAAAGAUUUUUCAACUAUUUUUUCUGGUUUCCACAAUAUUUAUGUUACUCUAAGCAUAUAUUUAGUAUUUAAUACUCGACCAUGACGACGUGUUGUGAUAUUGAUUUUUGAUUUAGGCUGAGUUGUUAAACCGUUCCCGUGGCUUGGCGGAAGGAGUGGUGGUUAUGAUAUGCCCAGUACUUCUUGCACUGGCUCUGAACAUAGUCGAUCUCAAUGGCAAGGUGUACGGUCAUGGUGUCCCCUUCGCCAUGAUCACCAUGGCAGGCUUAACUUUGAUGACCGGCAUUUGCCCCUUGCUGGUGUGUUGCUUCUUGGAGGGAUUCCCUGGCUGGGGCGUAAGUCUUGCCCCCGUAACAACGAUCCUGGCAACCCUUUCAUCAUGUUGCCUUGUCGUCCUUGCUUGCUUGAUUGCACAAUCCAUUGUCUCCAAAUUCAUUUUUAUCACCAUUGGAGUCAUCUGUGGAAUCUUGCUCCUUGUUCGAAUUGUCUCCUACAGCGUGUAUGACAGACGGAACAAUGAUGGGCGGGAAUACACAAUAUAUAUGCACAAUGUACUAGAUGAAUCGCAUGAGUUCUUGAUCGGUGUCACUGGAAUUCUGUUUCUAGGGUUCGAAGGUCUAGCACUCGAUGGUCAUGGCCAGACGGGUCACAAUAUCAGGGAAUUAGUGGGCUGUAUUAGUUUCAUCAUCUGCACAUUUGGUGUGUGCUUGAUGUUUCUGGAGAUGACACCACCUCAAUGGUUUGCGGUACAUAGGCAUGGUAGCAAUGAAGAGAGGACUGAGGGAGAGCAACAAAUUGUGUGUUUAACUCUCAUCCUAGACUGCAUCAUGGCGGUUGGUAUCUUUGUACUAUUGUUGGUUGUCAUGCUUAAGCUCACGUCUCCUAAGGUUGCCCUAUGGGUCUUAUUGCCACCAGCUGUAAGCUUCGGUCAGCUUCUAGUCCAAGUCGUGUUGAUGGAGAACACAGAAGUUGAACAGGAAUCUAGUCCAGCAUCACUAGAACUUACAAAGGCCACCUUCACUGGAUUCUUGGCUGUGUCGAUAACAACUAUCAGCAGCACAUCGUCCAGCAACUUGACUGGAUCUUUCCUUCUAUUAUCUUCCAUGGCUAUUGGGUUUGGUCUUUCAUGGAGGCUCCUGUCCCAGGCUAACAUAAGAAGAGGUCUCUCCAGUUGUGUUUCAUCUGCUCAUGUUGCUUCUGCUGCUAAGGUUGCUUCCUUUUGUACACAUUUAUGCAUUGUAAUAUCUACAAUUCUAUUUGUAGCAAUGGCUUGUAAUGCGAGCGGUAAAUGAUCGACACCAAUUAGCAGAAAAAACAUUGUGUGCUAUUGUUAUAGCAUUGAAUUAUAGCCUAUCUUCUGCACUUA
Aegilops tauschii subsp. strangulata is the source of this 2001-nucleotide messenger RNA. RefSeq lists its product as uncharacterized. The record is from RefSeq and is a predicted model, not a curated record. NCBI's taxonomy places the organism in Eukaryota, Viridiplantae, Streptophyta, Magnoliopsida, Poales, Poaceae.